Messenger RNA from Colletotrichum abscissum, 765 nucleotides. RefSeq names its product polysaccharide deacetylase. Lineage: Eukaryota; Fungi; Ascomycota; Sordariomycetes; Glomerellales; Glomerellaceae. Gene Ontology annotation, biological process: carbohydrate metabolic process. Gene Ontology annotation, molecular function: hydrolase activity, acting on carbon-nitrogen (but not peptide) bonds. The coding region runs from base 1 to 765 and encodes 254 amino acids. The record is from RefSeq and is a predicted model, not a curated record. The transcript is spliced from 2 exons.
AUGCUUCUCGAUACCAUUGUCACCGGUCUCCUGAUGGCCGCCAGCGCGGCCGCCAUCCCUAUCGAGAGCCCCAUGGAGCUCAUCAAGCGCGCCCCGAGCGCUGGCGUCGUGAUCCAAAAGUGCGCCAAGCCCGGCGUCUUCGCCCUCGCCUACGACGAUGGCCCGUACCAGUACACUUCCCAGCUCGUCGACAUCCUGAACAACGGCGGCGCCAAGGCCACUUUCUUCAUGACGGGAACCCUCUACGGGUGCAUCUACAACCAGCGCACCGCCGUCAAGAAGGCCUUCGACUCUGGCCACCAGAUUGCCUCGCACACCUGGACCCACCCGUCCACCUUUGGUAGCUUGACCACGGCGCAGCUCACGACCGAGAUGCAGAAGCUCGAACAGGCGAUGGUCAACAUCAUCGGCAAGAAGCCUGCCUACAUGCGCCCGCCGUACCUCGCUACCGGCGGAUCCGUGCUCUCGACGAUGAAGACGCUGGGAUACAAGGUCAUCACUGAUGAUGUAGACUCUGGCGAUUGGAACGGGCAGACGCCGGCGCAGAGCGAGGCCAAGUUCACUGCUGCUGGCGCGAGCGGCAACGGACAUAUCCCUCUCAUGCACGAGACCUACGCAACCACGGUGCAGACUUUGACCCCGUGGUUGAUCAACUGGGCGAAGCAGAACAACCUCAAGCUGGUUACUGUUGCUGAAUGUCUCGAUGAUGCCAGCGGCGCGUAUCAGUCUGGCUCUUUCACUGGCAACGGCGCGACAACUUGCUAG